AAUCUUUGCUGGCUGAUGAAGACUUGAUUUGGUCAUUUGUUUUCCUCAUAGGUUCCGGAGAGUGUCUGUCUUGUGUUGGACACAGAAAGAGAAAGAAACAGAGAUAGAUACAUACAUGAUUGUUCCUUCCUUUAUCUUUCCUUUGAGAUCUCAGAGAGAAACCAAAACAUAUAACAAAACAAAAACCAGCUCACAAAGGUGAAUCAAAGUGUUUGUUUACGUGAUCAAGCUUGUUACCAUGAUGUGAUGAUUCACCAACAAACACUGUUCACUUCAUCACUGUCCUAAUUUCUUCUUCUUCUUCUUCUCAUCUUGUCAACGGUGCAUGUGCAAGGUAGGAACGUGAAUCUUCCUAGUUUCUGGAAACAGGGUGUGUCAAAGUUUGUGUUAGCACAUUUUUCUGUGUGUUGUUGCUAUGAAGGAAGGUGAGAAGAGCUUGGAUCCGCAACUAUGGCACGCGUGUGCAGGUGGAAUGGUUCAAAUGCCUCAGGUGAACUCCAGAGUUUUCUACUUUCCACAAGGGCAUGCGGAACAUGCUCACACCAACGUUGAUCUGAGAGGUUCAUUGCCACCGUUCAUCCUCUGCAACGUUGCAGCAGUGAAAUUCAUGGCUGACCCAGAAACCGAUGAGGUUUUCGCCAAGAUGAGGCUCGUUCCUCUGAGGAAUUCAGAGCUUGGUUUGGGAGAAGAAGGAGGUGAAGUGUUGGAAAAUUCAGAGAAGCCUGCGUCGUUUGCUAAGACUUUGACCCAAUCGGAUGCUAACAAUGGUGGGGGGUUUUCUGUUCCGAGGUACUGUGCGGAGACAAUUUUUCCCAGGCUGGAUUAUGCGGCGGAACCGCCGGUUCAGACGGUGGUGGCGAAGGAUGUUCACGGCGAGCUUUGGAAGUUUAGGCAUAUAUAUAGAGGCACGCCGCGUAGGCACUUGCUGACCACAGGGUGGAGUACUUUUGUGAACCAGAAGAAACUGGUUGCAGGGGAUUCUGUGGUGUUUUUGAGGGCUGAGAAUGGGGAAUUGUAUGUUGGGAUUCGUAGAGCAAAGAAGGGAAUUGGUGGUGGUGGUGGUGGUGGUUCUGAGGUUUCAUCUGGGUGGAGCUCAGCUUCAGGAUCAGGGAAUUGUGGGAUUGGACCUUAUGGGGCAUUCUCUUUUUUCUUGAGAGAAGAGAACAAGACAUUGAGGAAUGGUUGUGUUGGUGGUGGUGGUGAUUUGAGUGGGAGGGCAAGAGUGAGACCUGAAGCUGUUAUUGAAGCUGUGACUCUAGCUGCUAGCAACCAACCAUUUGAGGUUGUUUAUUAUCCAAGAGCUAGCACUCCUGAGUUUUGUAUUAAGGCUUCGGCUGUGAAGGCGGCGAUGAGGGUUCAAUGGUGCUCUGGGAUGAGGUUCAAGAUGCCCUUUGAAACUGAGGACUCUUCCAGGAUUAGCUGGUUCAUGGGAACCAUUGCUUCUGUUCAGGUUGUUGAUCCUGUUCGCUGGCCUAAUUCCCCAUGGCGGCUUCUUCAGGUUAAUUGGGAUGAGCCAGAUUUACUACAAAAUGUGAAGCGUGUUAGCCCGUGGUUGGUUGAAUUGGUAUCGAACAUGCCAGCCAUCCAUUUCACACCCUUCUCUCCACCGAGAAAGAAGCUGCGGUUUCCGCAGCACCCCGACUUCCCCCUUGAUGUUCGUUUUCCGACACCAACGUUUUCAGGCAACCAGCUCGGGCCAAACGUGCCCUUGAUCUGUUUAUCUGAUAAUGCUCCUGCAAGCAUACAGGGAGCCAGGCAUGCUCAAAUUGGAAUAUCUCUAUCAGAUAUCCACCUUAGCAAUAAACUACAGUUGGGGUUGUUUCCAACUAACAUCCAGCUUCAUAGUGGGAUUUCAAAUGGCAACAUGACCAACCAUGAUGAGAGCAAGGAAAGCUUAUCAUGCUUGCUGACCAUGGGAAAAUCUAUUAAAAGUUUGGAGAAAUCUGUUGAUGUUAAGAAACACCAAUUUUUGCUUUUCGGUCAACCGAUACUCACUGAGCAACAAAUCUCUAAUAGCUGCUCUAGAGAAGUGUUGUCUCAUAAUAAUUCAGGAAAAAAUUCACUAGCUGUGAAUGAGGACAAAGAGAAGUGCUUUUUUGAUUCACCAGGAAAAGCUUCUAGUGCUGAGUUUUCUUGGCAACUUGGCUUGGAUACUGGUCAUUGCAAGGUUUUCUUGGAUUCAGAAGAUGUAGGAAGAAGCCUAGACUUAUCAUGUCUUGGUUCUUAUGAAGAGCUGUACAUGCGACUUGCCAAUUUGUUUGGCUUAGAAAGAUCUGAGAUGUUGAACCAUGUCCUCUACCGCGAUGCAACUGGUGCUGUUAAGCAAACUGGAGAAGAACCUUUCAGUGAUUUCAUGAAGACAGCAAAAAGAUUGACAAUUUUGACUGACUCAGGCAGCAAAAGUAUUAGAAUCCGUUUUUCAGGGCCUGGAUUACAGGAACUCGGAAUGGUGAACAUGGAUUGGAUGCAUCAAAUCAAACAGGUCCUCUAAGCAUAUUUGCUUAGCAUGGUGUAUCAUCCGAGAGAUAUUGUUGAGAUUUCAGAAGUUGGCAAGUUUCAUCUCCAUUUACAUCUUGAAAAACUGAAGAUGAACUGAAUCUUUUUAAAGUUUAUUGUGUACCCAAAUAUUUAUCAAUGUUGGCGUUGUUGUGUUAUUCAAUUGUCCAAAUAAUGAUGCUUGUGUCAUGGUCAACUACAAUUGUAACAUUAACCAAGAUAUGGACCCCAUUUGUUGUUGAUUGGCUUUUGUCCAUUGUGCUCUUACUAGCUGUCUGCGUGUCUCCACGUCACUAGUUUUCUAAAAAGUGACAAAAAACAUAAUGUAUGUGUGUCAACGAUAUAAUUUGUGAUAAUUAAUGUCUGCCAUAUUUAGGGCUUGGGAAUGUUA
This is a messenger RNA of Lotus japonicus, 2887 nucleotides long. RefSeq names its product auxin response factor 18-like. Gene Ontology annotation, molecular function: DNA binding; protein binding. The coding region runs from base 416 to 2491 and encodes 691 amino acids. Gene Ontology annotation, cellular component: nucleus. Lineage: Eukaryota; Viridiplantae; Streptophyta; Magnoliopsida; Fabales; Fabaceae. The transcript is spliced from 4 exons. The record is from RefSeq and is a predicted model, not a curated record. Gene Ontology annotation, biological process: response to hormone; regulation of DNA-templated transcription.